This is a messenger RNA of Drosophila serrata, 1065 nucleotides long. RefSeq names its product Glial Lazarillo (gene GLaz). The record is from RefSeq and is a predicted model, not a curated record. Gene Ontology annotation, cellular component: cytoplasm. Lineage: Eukaryota; Metazoa; Arthropoda; Insecta; Diptera; Drosophilidae. Gene Ontology annotation, biological process: response to reactive oxygen species; lipid metabolic process.
CUCUAAUUGUUUUGAUAUAUUUUUUCAUGCUGUAAUGCUGUAAAGUCGUGAAAAUAAAACCGACUUCCUAGUUGUCUUGAACUUGAUGCGCUUGAACAAACAUGUACAGAGAAUGUACAUACAUACGUGCAUGUUUAUAAAUCGAGCGAUGCACCCGAGUAACUCCAUGACACAAUUGAUGCAUUCCGUGUCAAAUAUCCAAAGUGAACUCAACAAUAAAACAAACAAACAAACAAUUAUGGGCAAACUGACGUCGUCGUCGGUCGUGACGAGUGGUUUUUGGCUUUUGUCCGGAGUUUUACUACUAAGUUUUACGGAGACAAGGGCCUAUGGAUUUGGACGUUGCCCGAAUUACCCAUCGAUGCCAAAGUUCAACAUGAGCAGGGUUCUUGGUCAUUGGUAUGAAGUGGAGCGUUCAUUUUAUCUGCCGGAAAUCGCCUCCGGCUGCACUACCUUCCAAUUUCAGCCGUACAAUAAAGCAGAACAGUCCAAGUUCGCUAAUUUUAAAUUGGCAGUGGCCAUCAAGAACAUCAAUCGCAUAACUGGUAAUCCAAAUGUAAACAUUGGAUAUGCCACUCCUGAAAAUAGUCGAUCCUCCAUCAUGGAUUUCAAGUUUACCACUCGUUUUCCGGACGUGAUCGCCCGCCUCCUACCGGGCUCUGGCAAGUACCAGGUACUCUACACGGACUACGAGAACUUUGCCAUUCUGUGGUCCUGCGGCAGCAUCGGUUCCCUGGGCCACUCCGAUCAGAUCUGGAUUCUGGGACGUGAUCGGGACUUUGAGGUGGACAUUCGCUCCAAGGUCUACGAUGUGCUGAAGCGACUCUCCCUAGAUCCAGAAAGGCUGAUCAUCAGCAAAAACAAGAACUGCCCCGAGGCUCUGUGAGAGAAGCAAAGCAUCAUCAUCCCUAUCCCCAUCUACAUAUACAUAUAUUUAAGUUCAUUUGGUUAAGGAACAAAAUCCCAUUGGAUGCCUAAUCGUUUAGGCUGCUGUGAUAUAGAGGAGAGGAGUGUGUGAGUGCUGAGAGAGGAAUAUGCAAAUACAGAAACAAAUAAGAUUAACUC